CAGCCGCCGGCCGUUUCAAUUCGCCGAGGGCAAACUCGCCGACCCAGCUCAAGAAAUCGACGCCGAUACGACCUUACCCCUAUCUCGCCGACUGAUUACGAGCGGAUUGGGGGCCCUUCAAUUGGGAGAGAGGCGCCCCGUGAUACGAUACGGGGGCAAUUGGAGGCGGCGGCGGCCCCGAUUUUUUUCCCCGUGAUUUUUUCGGGGCUGAUUAUAGGGGCGGCUCUGGUGAUAGCCCUAUCUAGGGUUUCGGUUGGGCGGCGAGGCGAAGGCGCUGCCGCGCUAGGGUUUCGGUGGUAGCCCUGCCUCCACGGAGGGGUGGCGUGGAGGUCGCCGGCAUGCGUUGAUUGGUGAUAAGGGGAUAGGAGCGGAGCGUUGGCAGCGGCGGCGGCGUGGCAUUGCAGCCGCGGAUUAGGCUGGUGGGCGCACCGAUUGGAUCGCUGGAGAAGGACCUCCCCUUUCCGCAGCCAUUGGUGGGUAGAUGGUGAGUGGUGCCCCCCAUGGAGCAGGACAUACCCGCCUUCAAGCCGCAAUGGCUGAUGCAGGGACAGGUCACGGCCACUGGUGCCGCGACCCUCUGGGCCGCAGCUUCGUCACGCAAAGUAGAUUGUCAAGGUAAGGGUGGUUCAUCAAGAAAUCGCUCAUCUGGGCACAACCGUGACCAGAGUUCUCGGCAGUCUUCAUCACGGAGGAGUUCAGUCUCAAGUGGAUCCCGGAGGCUUGACCGGGAUGACAUGGGGAAGACAAGGGGCUAUGCAAAUUUUGGAAGGAACAAGGAUAAGGAGAGGGAGAAGGAUUUUGAUUCCCGUGAUAGGGAGAGUAGGUCCGUUACAGCAGAUCGUGAUGGCUUUCAAUCAUUUAGCUCAUGUAGACCUGAAAGGGAUAGGUUAAAUCGUGCUCGCUCGAAGGCAGACACAUCAAGUAAGGGAGUAAUUAGUCUAAAUAAUGGUAGUACAUCUAAAAGCAAUACUGUUGGCGUUGCCUUUGAGCGAGAAUUCCCACAGCUUAGUUCCGAGGACAAGAAUGGAAGGCAAGACAUUAGCAGAGUCCCAUCUCCUGGUAUCACCACCCCAAUUCAGAGCCUGCCUCCAUUUACUCCAUCUGAUGGCUGGACUUCCAAGCUAGUAGGAGCUCCUCUAUCAAGUGAGCCAAAGAAAAAUCUUGUUGCCUCUUCUGUACCACAAGCCGCUCCUAGUAAAAAGCCUGAAGUAGCACUGAACAGUGGAACUGCAUUAAGCAUGGCAGAGACUGUUAUGCAAGCUCCUCAGAGAACUUUGUCUGGACCUCAGCUAUCAAUUGAUGCUCAGAAGAUUGAAGAAAGAACUUUGAGACAAAACACUCUAAGACCUAUGACUUCUGCAACAAGCAAAUCUUCUAUUAUUCAGGUAACAAGCUCUUCCAAAUCAAAAGGAACACGGAUUGGAGAUCUUGCUGGUACUAGUAAGGCCAUACAACAAUCAUUAGCACUUCCCGCCAAUGGUUCUGUUCGAGCUCCAGCCAAGGCCGAGCUUUCAAAGCUUACUCUUUCAGGAAGCUUUAAAAUCCUCAGCCGAGAGCAAAAUUGUACUGUACAGACUCCUAAAGACUCUCCAGGCAGUCCUGCGAGUCCUCCAGCUCGUGUGGCUUCCAUGGAACCACACAAGAAGCCUCCUCUCAGCCAAAAGCCCAAGGUUUCCACACAUGAUCUUCCUCUAGUGCAAGGUUCAUCUUGUGGUGUUAGCAAAUCAAGAUUAAAGUUCUUCCAGUCGUUGCGAACCAAAUCUAAUGGUUCAAGUUCAGCCGUUGAGUCAGGUUGUGAGCCAUCUCCAUCCAGCGGAGUUGAUGCGAAGCAUGAUUCUUGUCUUAAUUCUGGAAUGAAAUGCAUGGGGAAUGGAAAGUGUUUCUGUGAAGAAGCAAAUUCUUCCGAAGGAUCCCAGCGGCACCAUUCAGACAAUGAAGAGAACAAGUCAUCCUUGCAGUCUGUUGACAUGGCAGCUGGGGGAUCUCAGCAGCUUGUUGUAGAAAACCUGGAGUCUGACUCCUCAUCCGAACUUGCUGACACAGGAGAUGAUGGAUUCCAGGUAUCCGGCUCAGACAAUGCAGAUGGUAGCUCCUCCUCAGCACUUGCAGAUUCAGAUGAUGGAUACAAGAACUCACAGUCUGGCAAUGAGGACGCUAGUUCAUCGUCAGAGGCUACUGAACCAGAAGAUGAGGAGUAUCCAGCUGAAGCCAUAUUCACUGCAGAAGAUCUGGCUUUCAUGAUAUCCCUUGGCUGGAGUAAAGAUGAAAAGGUGCAACCUUUGGGUUUGGAAGAAAUUGCUGACUAUGUGAGGCGCCAUAAGGGGCUGGAGCAGAGGCUUUUCUCCAUGGAAGCCAACGCCGACAUCAAGAUAAUUCUCCUUUAUCUUUGCGGUCAGAGCUAAAUGAAAGGUUGAAGGAGCCUAGAGUACAGAAAACAGACGCUUUAAAAGGCAGGUACUUAGGGACUAUGGAAGCCACAGUUUGCAAAAUGCAAUGGCUAGUCACACCUUUUGAUGCUGAGAACUGAUAGCAAAGAGUCCUUGGCAUGAGUUUUGUCUAGAUUAACAAGUCGAGAUUUUUUUCCCUGAUGACUCUCGUCUAUCAACUUGGGGAGGUGGUUCACAAGUAGUUCUGACAAUUUUUGGCAUGUUGGAAAAAUGAGGUUAGGAUUUAUCAUAUUUUUCCCAGGAGUACCAAAUGUAGGUCCCGUCCUGCUGCCCUUUGAAAAAUAGGUUGCUUUUCCCCCUCGUCAGGUCUUAUCUUUAUUUUCGAAAAGGAUAAGGUGGUAUUUUCAACCAUGAAAAAGGUGGAUAUGAUUACACUCGUCUCAGAAAAAGUUUCUUUAACUCGAUGUCCUCUUUUAUUUCCUGUGAGAUUGAUUCGCUAUUUGA
Triticum dicoccoides is the source of this 2891-nucleotide messenger RNA. RefSeq lists its product as uncharacterized. The transcript has 5 exons. The record is from RefSeq and is a predicted model, not a curated record. Bases 501 to 2402 code for a protein of 633 amino acids. Lineage: Eukaryota; Viridiplantae; Streptophyta; Magnoliopsida; Poales; Poaceae.